CCCAAAAGAAAGAAAAAAACAACCAAUAAAAUGAAAAAGGAAUUGCGUGUUUCUUAGAAGUCCGCCAUGUUGAUUACGUUUGAUUUCUAACAGACCAAAGCAUGCGAGUCAUUGCCUUUGUGCUUCAAGAACAGAGGGCCCUUGGAGCCAUAUGUCGAACACUUAGCGUAUCUGGUUUUUGCCUCAAGAAUCUUCGUUCCUUUGGCAAUUUUUCCACCCCAAUAUCAUCAUGUGUUGCCAUAGUUCCUGCAGAAACUUCGGCAGAAUCCGGAAAAGAAUCAGAAGACGGAGAACCAAAGAGUUUAAGUUGGAGGAUUGAGAAAUUGCCCAGAGGGGAGUCAGUCGCUUCCGCCUUCCAGAGCUGGAUGGGCGAUGGCUUACCCAUCCACAGAGGGGAUAUUUUCCAUACUAUCAACCGUUUGCGAAAGCUCAAGUCCACUAAACGGGCCCUGGAGGUGAUGGAAUGGGUGAUAAGGGAGAGGCCUUAUAGGCCAAAAGAACUAGAUUACUCCUACUUGCUAGAAUUUACUAUGAAGCUUCAUGGGGCGGCGCAAGGUGAGACCCUCUUCUCUCGAAUUCCAUCAGAGUUCCAAAACGAGCUGCUCUACAAUAAUCUUGUGCUUGGAUGCUUGGAAAAAGGGUUGAUAAGGCUUUCACUGGCAUACAUGAAGAAAAUGAGGGAGUUGGGCCAUCCCAUAUCUUACUUGGCUUUCAACCGCCUUAUUAUACUUCACUCCUCCCCGAGUCGCAGGAAAGCAAUUCCAAAAAUCUUAACCCAGAUGAAAGCUGAUAAAGUGGUUCCACAUGUGUCAACAUAUAAUAUCUUGAUGAAGAUAGAAGCUAAUGAACACAACAUUGAAGGUCUGGUAAAAGUAUUUGGUGAUAUGAAUCGACUGAUGGUUGAACCAAAUGAGAUAUCUUACUGCAUUUUGGCUAUGGCACAUGCUGUGGCUAGACUGUACACUGUGUGUGAGGCAUAUGUUGAGGCUAUCGAAAAGUUUAUGACAGGACGUAAUUGGUCAACGUUAGACAUUCUUGUGAUAUUGUAUGGAUAUUUGAGGAAGCAGAAAGAGUUGGGUAGAACAUGGAGCAUGAUUCAAGAGCUACCUUAUGUUAGGGGUAAGAGUUUCGUGCUGGCUAUUGAAGCCUUUGGUAAGACUGGAAAUCUUGGCCGAGCAGAGGAACUAUGGCUUGAGAUGGCAUCAAAGAAGGGACUAAAAUCAACAGAGCAGUUUAAUUCAAUGAUAGGUGUGUAUUGCAAGAAUGGUCUAAUUACUAAAGCAACUGGGCUAUAUAAAGACAUGGAGAAAAGUGGAUGUAAACCAAAUGCAAUUACGUUUCGGCAUCUUGCACUUGGAUGUUUGAAAGCAGGAUUAGUUAGUGAAGCUAUCCGAACACUUGAAAUAGGGAUGGAAUUUUCAGCAAGCACACAGGUUAGAAAAUCGACUCCAUGGUUAGAAACUACAUUCUCAAUAAUGGAGAUUUUUGCAGGAAAUGGCAAUGUAGAAAAUGUUGAAAAGUUGUUUGAAGAAUUAAAGAAAGCAAAUUAUACUAGGUAUACAUUUGUCUACAAUACAUUGAUUAAGAGUUACGUGAAGGCCAAGGUUUAUGAGCCUAAUCUUCUAAGGAGGAUGAUUUUGGGAGGGUGUAGGCCCGAUUCUGAGACCUAUAGCCUAAUGAAGCUCAUAGAACAGUUCCGCAGUUGAAUUAGUGAUAUCUUUUACUUCUUAAUUUACACACAGUGUUGGACACGUUCUUAUUGAUGUGAAAGUGGAAGAGACAAGAUGAGUUAAACAACAAACGGAUCAGUUUAAUGUGGAAAACAUGGUAGGUUUCCAGCUCAAUGUCCUCUUCUGGUUGCUUGAAGGAACAUAUUGGUUGCACCAUACUUCUGAAUUUCAAAUGAGGUUUUAGCAUUGAGAAAUAAACAGAAGUAGAAGUCGGUUGCCAUAUGAUCUCCAAGGUUUUGCCGUGCAGGAAUGAUCGUAUAUUUGGUUGUUCUAGAUCAUAUACUGAAGGUGUAAGUCUGCCCUAAAACCAUUCCUCCGUGUCACCGCGCAAAACUCCUGGGGUGCAUGACAGAAGCUGACAUCUUUUGCUAGGCAACAAAUAAAGUGUAACUUGAUAAUUUCUUUUUAAUACGUGCCCCGGAAUAUAUGACUGUAUUAAUAUCACAAUAUUCUUUGUAGAAAUCUAACAUAUCUUUUAACACUCAUCUUAUUGUAUGAGCUCUAACAAAAGAGGCCUAGAGCAA
Messenger RNA from Sesamum indicum (sesame), 2254 nucleotides. Its product is annotated as Tetratricopeptide repeat (TPR)-like superfamily protein. The record is from RefSeq and is a predicted model, not a curated record. Gene Ontology annotation, molecular function: protein binding. Gene Ontology annotation, cellular component: mitochondrion. Lineage: Eukaryota; Viridiplantae; Streptophyta; Magnoliopsida; Lamiales; Pedaliaceae.